Pelobates fuscus (common spadefoot toad) is the source of this 1975-nucleotide messenger RNA. It is a transcript of the gene C3H5orf15, whose product is annotated as chromosome 3 C5orf15 homolog. The record is from RefSeq and is a predicted model, not a curated record. Lineage: Eukaryota; Metazoa; Chordata; Amphibia; Anura; Pelobatidae. The transcript has 3 exons. Bases 75 to 911 code for a protein of 278 amino acids.
AGGCUUGAGAUUCCAAGUGGUGACGUUUUACAUCCUGGUCGCCUACAUUCAGCCACGUCCCUUCCCCUGUUAGCAUGGCCGCUUCUAGAACGUCGCUGAGGACCCUGGACUCCUGGUUACUCUCGCUGCUGCUCUUGUCCUCUGUAUCGGGUCAGAAAACUGAUACCCCUGGUUCUACUACACCUCCUGUUUUUUCAAAUACAGUUCGUAAGACAACUUUGAACCUUGAUGUCACCACUUCCCAGGCUUUAAACUCAAGUGUUGGAACAAACAAUACUCUUGCAAAUGAUACAGUUUCUUACAAAUCUUUAAACAAUUCUAGUGUUAAUGAUGAUACGUCUGCAACAACAUCCGAACUGAAAAAUGUUACAGUUAAUUCUACUUCCUUGCCUUCUGACUUAUCUAAACUGGUCAAGGUAAUGUCUACAACUAUUUCUGACACAUCUGAAAAGCUUACCACUGACACUAACCAACUUACUAGUGACAAAAGCACUGUGGUUGCAGACCUACCAUUUUCCAAGGAGACAGACUUUGAGGAUUACAAUGGUGAUAAUGAUGAGUAUGGUGAUGAUAACAAUGAAAAGGAUGCUAACCUUGAUGUUGUCUUAUCAAAUGUUGAAGAUGAAGACCGUAAUUAUGAAGAUACUGCAUAUGGCACAAAUAAUGUGAAAGAGGAAACUGAAUCUGAUGUGGAUGGUGACAGUCACUUUUUCAUACAUUUAGUUGUAAUCGGCUUUUUGAUUGCUAUAAUCUACAUUACAUACCACAACAAAAGAAAGAUCUUCCUCCUUAUUCAGAAAAAAAGGUGGCGUGAUGGUCUAUGCUCCAAAAAUGCUGGUUAUCGUCGCCUGGAUCAGAAUGUAAAUGAAGCCAUGCCUUCACUCAAAAUGACCAAGGAUUAUGUUUUUUGAGUGUAACAUCUGCCGUAUUUAUAUUUUGUUGGGGGUGGGAAGGAGCUGUAUUAUUCAUCAGACUAUAUAGCAUAACUUUAAAUUGCACAUUUUAUUAACUGUUCUUUGUUUUCUGUUGUAGUUUACGACAAUCCGUUUUCUUAUUUUUUUUUUUUUUUUUUUUCAUCUAGCAGUUGAUCACUUUUAAUUUAAGCAGUACAUGUAAAUGUUUUAUUGUUAAUAAUGCUCUUUGUCUAUCGGUUUUUCCAGGAUUUAUAUUGUAUACUAUAUGUUUGCACAAAAUGUAGCUUAUAAACUUACCCAAUGCAUUAAAUGGACUCUCAAGCUACUAUUACCAUAACCGCUAAAUAAGCUUUAUUCCCGUCAGAAGUGGGAAUUUUUUAUUAUUAUACUGGUUAUUGUAGUGUUUAUGGUAUGAGUCUUUAAGUCCUAUCUCAAUGUGAAUCCAUCUGUAUUUAAAAGCAAUAAUAGCACUAAGGUAGUUAGCAAGCAGAGUCAUUGUGUGGGUGCCAGGAAUAGCCCUGUUUUUUCGUCAAACUGGCUAGACUACCCACUUUGAAGUCAAUCAGCACAUUCUUGCUUGGGUGUCUUUGCACUUACAAUACAGAAGUUUCCUUCCAAUAAGGUGUAAUUGCUAGGAAAAAAAGUUUUUGUCAAUCUGUGCCCAUAGAUUAACAGCACUAAAACCUCCACAGUGAGCUGUGACCCUUUAAAGUUUUAAUUAUUUUAAUGCUUUUAUUCAAUGAAGUCAACUUCUAAAUAAUCUUGUUUUUUUUAAAAAAACUUGAGUCCAGUUGGUGCUUACUUUGCAGGGAUGCUCCAUAUGUUUGGAAAAGCACGUUAAAAACUUCAGUGACAAAAUCCACUGCUCAGUUGUACUCCUCUUCUAACUAAAGUAUUUGAGUCAGGAUGUGUCAGUAUUGAUAUAUCAAAAACAAAAACAUUUUUCUCCUUGUGCCUUAGUUGCAGCCCAAAUAGUUACAUGUACGAAAACGUAACUAGCACUUCAUUUAUUAUAGCAUAUAUAAUAUUACCAGCUAUUCACUUAAAUUAGCUGACGUGCC